AUGAAUGACUUUGUAUCGGAGUAUACGAAGGUAGUAAGCAAUGCACUUCGGAUCACCAUCAAGUACCGAUCGGAUAACAGAGCGACCAUUGUCUUCCAUAACACGUUAAAGAACCGUCCGAUUGAGAUCAACCCUCAACAAGUGAAAGCCGGAUGGCUAAGUAUAUUUGGCUUUAGACAAACCAUUGAAGAAUCUGAAGUAGAAGAGUCUGACACAUCACAUUUGAAUGAUGAUGUUGAUGCCGACAGUGGUGCUCCCGUGACGAUCUUUUUAGGGUACAUUCAGUUCUUUGGAUACUUGGUCCAUAACUACAGCAUACGACAUGGAUCACAUGAUGCUUAUAGUCCUCAGGCCAACGAGUCUUUAUGGGUGAACAGCAUGUACACCACCACUUAUGACGAUAGCAUAGUCACCGACGAGAACAACAGCAACAAUAAUAAGAGUGGUGGUAGUGGUGAACAGAACGAUAGCUACGAAACAAGAUUGGAGAAGAUCCUACUGACGCCAUUGAUGCACCAUAGUGUAGACAAUCCCUUGGUUAUAGGAGGCAAAAUGGGUGCUGUUAAUGAUUUAAUAGUGGUAGAGAAACAGGUCAGGAAGACGAGUAAUGUGAUCAAUUCCAAUAAUCGGUAUCUUCUUCAAGAUUUAAUAUCACCAUUUAAUUCCAUCCCUACUCCGACACUGACUGUCCAUGAUGAUGACCCAAAUGAAAAUGGGUUUAUACCACUUCAUGAACUUACAGAUAAUCUUACGCCCUUUUACGCUACUCCACAGAGCCUAAUGUUUUCCGAGCUUCAUAUUCCUCCGAAACUGUCCACUAGUUUCGAGGUUACUCUUCCUGGUGUCCUGGGCUUACCUCCAUCAUAUAACACGCACAUGACUGCACCAUUGAGUGAUCAAGGCUGGGUUAGUAUUCAAUACCGUUUGAUAGUUGGCUUCAACUUCCAACAUAGUCAUGAUGAAGACCCUGUACACAGGGCAGUCUAUUUCCCCUACACUAUGAGAAUGAAUAUAGACGAAUCCAUGCAUUGUGGAGAGUAUUUGCAAAGUUAUUUUGCUGAAAUCAAGUUUGAUAACGAUUGGACGCCAGAAGUGAACCAAGUUACGGAUUCAACAAUGGUGACCACCUCUUCUGCGUCACCACCUCUGGCGGAGCUGCUUGAUAUUUCUCUUCUACAAAUUGAUAAUAAAAGACAAGUGUUUCUAGACGAAUUAGACACUCUUAUUAAGCUGGAUAUCUAUGAAAUUACUACACAGUCCUCCUUGAGGAAGAAGUCGAUUGCCGAGGCCAGUAGUGAAGAAAUGGCCCAGUGGAAUCGACGUCCUGUUCCUUCGUUAAAGAACAAAUUCCAGAUCAGAGUUAAUAACCAUGAUUUAUGCAUUAUUUCAUUGCCUAGAACAACGUUCCAUUUAGGUAAUAACAUCCACUUUUCUAUUGAUCUCAAUCCCUCUGAUGCAGCAACCACUAAAGUUGUAGGUGUUACCGUUCACUUGGAAGCCAUUGAGAACUACCAUGUUACCGAGAGCAAAGAUAAGUUCCAGAAUCGUUACAAGGUUACGCCAACAUUUAAGUUGAAUACUAUGGCUUGUAGUCUUUUACCAAAUCCGGGAAGCAACAUGGUUCGUGGGUCCAUCAAUAUCCCCCAAUUUCUAACCCCAGAAUUCAGAGUUACAAACUUCUUAGAUGUUAGAUACCAACUUUCAUUCAAGUUUGUUCUUGUGGAGCUUGAAGGCCACAAUGUUGACGAUAACUUGGGUAGUGCUGUUUCAACAACCAAUACUGACAAUGGUACUGAGCUCGACCCGGCACUUAGCGGGCUGCACUAUUCCACCAGUUUUAUCCAGUUUAUUCAUGACUAUCAACACGACUCUUCAGGUACCGAUAUGAGGUUUAAAUUUCCUAUUGUGGUAUUACCAUGA
This is a messenger RNA of Lizanozyma spartinae, 1920 nucleotides long. RefSeq lists its product as uncharacterized. Gene Ontology annotation, cellular component: Golgi membrane; Ric1-Rgp1 guanyl-nucleotide exchange factor complex. The transcript has a single exon. The record is from RefSeq and is a predicted model, not a curated record. Bases 1 to 1920 code for a protein of 639 amino acids. Gene Ontology annotation, biological process: retrograde transport, endosome to Golgi. Lineage: Eukaryota; Fungi; Ascomycota; Pichiomycetes; Serinales; Debaryomycetaceae.